AUGUCUUUCGUGAUAAGCAGUGCGUCGUCAAGCAAGGACAAGUCUAGCAAGCUGGUCUCGGACGUGGAACGCCCCGAAAGCGACUUAGAAAUGGGAAAAGAGCCGGAGCCUGAAAAUGUGGCCGGCCAAUUGGAAGAGUUGCAUGAGUUCAGGCAAGGCCUUCACCAGAGGCAUAUUCAAAUGAUUGCUCUGGCAGGCACAGUUGGGACAGGUCUUUUCUUGAGCUCCGGGAAGGCCAUCGCCACUGCUGGGCCUCUAGGGGCCUUCCUGGCCUACACAUUCAUGGGCAUCUUGACAGCCAGCGUGGUGUCUGGUGUUGGGGAAAUGGGUGCUUUGGUGCCUCUCAACGGUGGAGUCAUACGCUACGCUGAGAUUUUCUGCGAUCCUGCCCUCGCCUUCGCCAACGGCUGGAACCAAGUCUACUCGUAUAUUGUGUCGAUUCCAUCGGAGCUCGUUGCUGCGGCUGUGAUUGUGGAAUUCUGGGUCACGAUCAACAAUGCAAUCUGGAUUACCAUCUUCGGAAUUCUCAUGAUCGUCACCGCCCUUCUCUUUGUGCGGAUUUAUGGCGAGCUUGAAUUCGGGUUCUCCAUCUUGAAGAUCAUGCUAGUCAUUGGCAUCAAUAUCAUGGCCUUGGUGAUUACUUGUGGCGGAGGUCCCAACCACAAGGCCAUCGGCUUCUCCUACUGGAAAGAACCCUUUGGCCCAUUCGUGCAGUAUUUGUCGAUCGGUGGCUCCUGGGGUCGCUUCUUGGGAUUUUGGUCUGCGUUCAACAACGCGCUCUACGCUUACUCCGGCAUCGAAAAUAUCACCAUCGCGGCCGCAGAGACCAAAUCACCCCGUCGGGCCAUCCCUAUGGCUGCGAGGCGAAUAUUCGUCCGCAUCUUGCUUUUCUACGUGGUAACCAUCUUCAUGGUGGGCCUUGUCGUGCCCUCCACCGACCCGAACCUCCUCAAAUCCUCCGGCACUGCAUCGCAGUCGCCCUUUGUCAUCGCUGCGCGCAACGCCGGAAUCAAGGCCGUGCCCUCGAUCAUCAACGCGGUUGUCUUGACCUCUGCGUGGUCCUCAGGAAACUCCAACAUGCUGGGCGGCUCUCGAAUUCUCUAUGGCAUGGCCAAGCAAGGCCAUGCGCCCGCCUUUUUCACCAAAAUCAACCGAUUCGGUAUUCCAUACAUCGCGGUCGCUUUGUAUGGAAUCUUCAUGGCAUUGGGGUACAUGACGCUCUCGAGCUCUGCCAGCAAUGUUUUCAACUGGUUGCAGAAUGUGGUCUCCAUUUCCACUCUUGUCAACUGGAUCUGCAUCCUCGUUGUGUACUUGCGGUUUUUCUAUGCCUGCAAGAAACAACAGGUCAAUCGCCAGGCAGAACUGCCGUGGGCUGCUCCGUUCCAGCCCUACAGCUCCUGGAUUGCGUUGAUCAUCUUCAUCAUCCUCUUUUUCACCGGCGGUUACACCACUUUCAUCCAUGGCCACUGGAGUACUGAGACUUUCAUCUCCUCGUACUUCAACUUGCCCUUCAUCAUCGUGGUAUAUGGUGGUUAUAAACUUGUGAUGAAGACGAAGGUUAUUCCUCUCGAGGAUGUGCCUAUCCGACCAUUCAUUCAGCAAUAUUUGGAUAACCCUGAGCCCGAGCCGAAGCCUAAAACUGGGCUCCAAAAACUGAACAUCCUCUGGUCGUGA
Molecule: messenger RNA, 1674 nt
Organism: Penicillium chermesinum
Lineage: Eukaryota; Fungi; Ascomycota; Eurotiomycetes; Eurotiales; Aspergillaceae
Product: aromatic amino acid and leucine permease
Exons: 1
Coding region: 1-1674 (557 amino acids)
Biological process (GO): amino acid transmembrane transport
Cellular component (GO): membrane
Molecular function (GO): amino acid transmembrane transporter activity
Source: RefSeq, a predicted model, not a curated record